Molecule: messenger RNA, 2280 nt
Organism: Volvox carteri f. nagariensis
Lineage: Eukaryota; Viridiplantae; Chlorophyta; Chlorophyceae; Chlamydomonadales; Volvocaceae
Exons: 12
Coding region: 1-2280 (759 amino acids)
Source: RefSeq, a predicted model, not a curated record
AUGCAUAUCUGCUGGCGCAUCAGGCGCCAAGCCAUCCACCCGACCAAGAAGCUGCUCAUCGGGCCGUACCUUAUCAACCCGAACAUCCUCGUGACAAUGGCCAAGGAGGGCGAGGUGGACAUUACGGCCAGCGACCUCGAUUACGCCGACAAGCAGAACCAGUCGGCAACAAUGAAGCUGUCAGACCACCACGUAGACCCCAAGACCAGGAAGGUCGUCGCGGUGGACUCGAUACGGGCGGCUAUCGCGUCGCGCUGCAAACGGAGCCCUGCGGGUGGAGUGGGCUCCACCGCUGAUGGGACCUAUUACGGCACGUAUCUCUUUCAUUCCUUCUUCCACAUGUUCACUGGCGUCUUCUACACGGACGUGACGCCCCGCGAGGCUAUCAGGAAGGCCGCGUUUGUGCUGGGUUUCUUGGGCCACUGGGAGACCAGCCUUCACAAGACCAGCAAGACUUCACGCGCGCACGACAUCAGGGCCCACCUCAAGGCCCACUUCCUGACUAACGAGACACGGCAGGACAUCAUCAUCGCAUGCAACAACGUCAUCCUCGCGGCCGUGUACAUGCGGGAGUACUGCCUGGAGCGCAAGGUAAUGGUGAGGAUCUGCUUUGGCCAGCUGGGUAGUCGCCCCGCCGAGCACACCUUCCAGUCCCUUCGGUGCGCGGACAAGACAUCCUGCGUGUUCGGGAUGUUGAGAGCAGAGGAGCUCCUGCGCAACGUCCCCGUACAGCAGUCAACAGAGGCCGCGUCAGAGCUGGUUGUGCCCGACGCGAAACGUGGAGCUUCACGUGGGAAGGCCAGGGCAUUCGUCCCAGAAGCCGUGGGGGAGCCCGCAGUCGCGGCCAUCCGUGCUUACUACCCCGACGACAACAGUGUCACUGCCGCAAUCAACGCGGGACUCGAGGAGGUCCAAGCGCUCCUGACAAUGGACAUCGGUGAGAUGGCGGGGACCGUCCGCCCGGAUAGCGUAUGGAGCAUCGCCACCAAACCCGUCACCGGAGUCAAGCUGGGACAGGACCACAUGCACCUGCUGGGGACCGUUUCCGUCACCGGUGAAGGCGGCCAGCCAGCCAGGCGGGGGGGCCCUGCAUGUUCCGAUGACCUGCCUGAGGAGAUCGAGUACAGCGGAGAUGGCGAGGAUGACGAGAGUGAUGACGAAGUGGGGCCCAGAGCAGCCAGCGACACCAUGAACACACGGGAUGAGGCCGCGGGUCGCGCUGGCGGUGAGAGCGGCGAGGUGGCUGGCGAGGGUCCCGUGGUCGGCGAAGGAACCGUGGGCGGUGAGGAACCCGCGGGCGGCGAGGAACCCGCGGGCGGUGAAGAACCCGCGGGCGGCGAGGAACAUGCGGGUGUUGAGGAACCUGUGGGCGGUGAGGAACCUGCAGGCGGCGAGGAGGCGCGCGAUGACGACCAGUCUGACUCCGACGGAGGAGAGCGUGGACGCCUGCUGAAGCGGCCGCGUGAUGGCACCCGGGGCACCCUCAUCGGGGCACCCUCGGGGCACCCUCAUCUAGUUACCCUAGUCAACUUCUCAGUGGAUCGCCUAGGUUCUGCACCCACCACCGACAUCCAACGGAAUCUGCCGCGGAUCGACGGCGGCUCAUUCCAUUCCUGGUCAGCUCACGGCGACUAUGUGGCCGUGCUGGAGGAGGUGGAGGGCCGCGCAGUAGUGCGUGUGGCCCUGGUGGAGGGGCUGCUCUGCCCCCAGGGGCGUGGCAGGGGUGCAGCCCGUUCUCGCCUGUCUACCACCAGGCGGCUUGACAUCGGUAACCCAGAUGGCAGGUUGCUGCUCCGCCUUCUACACCCUUCGCAAACCGGCGCAAGCGGACAAUACUUCCUACCACACGCGGUCGACCGGGACCCGAACGAGCUGUGGGAGACCAAGUCCAUCGUCCAAAUCGUGUGCAUGACCCCUGGCCCGGACGCCAUCCUAGGCGGCAACUACAACCUGGACCAACAGGACACGCAGGCGCUGCGUGCGUACUGCACCGCCAACCAGUGCACCCUCGACGAUGGAGAGGGGGAUGAACCGAGGAGGCGGCGUGGAAAGGGCAGGGCGGCGCCUAAGCCCGAGGGGCUCCGCCAGCGGAAGCUACAACGGGACAUGGACCCAGACACUUUGGCGGACUUGAACAGUGUGCUGGAAAGGCCCAUGCCGGCUACUGCCUCGUUCGAUGCAACGUCGCCGUUUGUACGUGAGAGUGGCGGGGCGCUGACGGCAUGCAUGGCAGGCUACAUGGGUUGGGGCAACAACGCGCCCCCUCGCAGCAUGAUCUAG